Pelagomonas calceolata is the source of this 1191-nucleotide messenger RNA. Lineage: Eukaryota; Pelagophyceae; Pelagomonadales; Pelagomonadaceae. The record is from the annotation of a GenBank genome assembly.
AGCAAGCCCUGCCGCAGCAGAUUUUGCGUGAUACAGAGCCUAAUUGAUCCGUCGCGACAGAUUCGUCAGCCCCAUAUUCACGCCUUCGAAGCGUGCUACGGCCUUCGAGCCGCCACACGCCCUGUAGCCGCAGCACAGCUGCGAGAGCAUAGACAGCUUUUUGCACAAAUACACCCGCCGCGCGCGGCACAACGAAGAAAAAAACGCCAUAAGGAAGAAGAAUCAAUGGAGCUCGUCUACGCGCGCUCUGCCAAGCAAGGGAUUCUGAAGCACCGCGACAAGCGACUGUUAAUAGCCGUCGUCGUGAGCAUAGUUACAGGCGCCGGUUUGGGCGAGAUCUUCUGGCCGCGCGUCAAACCCAGCUUCGAAGAAGCGGUCGAGCCCGUGCCAGAGAGCAAUCAUAAACUCCCGAACGAGGCCGCCUUCGAGCAGACGCUGCGGAGUUGUUUAGGCGCGGCCUGCUACACGGCCACACCGAAGGGCUCGAAAGCAGAGGCAAGAAUCGCUCUAUUGGCGCCUCCCUCGCAAGCCGCCGACGCGUUCUUCGCGUGGUACGUUGCCUUAGCGAAGCGGGGCGGCGCCACGGCGCGCAAGGUCGAAUGGAUACAGACGGCGCACGCGCCGCCUUAUGGGUAUGGCAAGAACCACGGGUACACGCGGAUCGUGCGGCUCGCCUUGCCGUUACUCUCGUCGGUCGCGGCGUCGUCGCAAGGCAAUGCCGCCGAGAGCCUCGCGCAGCACGUCCGGUGGCACUGCCGCGUGUCUCACGUCGCGGCACACACGGCCCAACUUACAGUGAGAUCAGCAUCUGAUCUGCUGGACGUCGUGGAACGGCGCCUGACGACGGAGCGGUUGCUGUCCUUCGUCGGCAUUAAAGUCGCGCCCGACCUGUUAGACGAGGGCGAGCGGACCUUCGCGCCGGUCCUUCGAGCUUUACAAGCGGCGGACGCGUCGAUCGACGCCCUGGACGCGUCCCGCUGGCGUCUCGCGGACGUGCUCUCCUCCGAACUGUCCGCGACGCAGAACUUGAGAGCCUGGCCCUGCCGCAGCCUCUGGGUCGAUAUGGAUGACGCCGCGUUGGUGGAGGCGGCGCGAGCGUUAUCACCGAACUGCUCGCGGCCGUUCACGACGUGUAGCGUUGCUAGGGAUCGAGAGGAAAUGUUCGGAAAACGAAGCGAGCCGAUUAAAUAA